Molecule: messenger RNA, 3111 nt
Organism: Eruca vesicaria subsp. sativa (arugula)
Lineage: Eukaryota; Viridiplantae; Streptophyta; Magnoliopsida; Brassicales; Brassicaceae
Source: the annotation of a GenBank genome assembly
UCUCUCUCUCUUUUGCUUUUCCUCAAAGGUCUCUCUCUCACAGUCUUUCUCCCUCUUCAUUUUUCUUCAUCAAUGGAAGAAAAAACUAAGAGUCAUCAUACUAACAAACACAUCCCCAACUCCAAAUCAAGAACUCCUCUUCUCCACAAGCCUCCUCCUUUUCACCAUGUUCCCACAAACCCACCUCUUUUUCCUCCUUCUCCCCAACAAAAUCUCAAUCUUUUCUCCACUAGCAUCCAUUCUAGCUACUAUUAUUACUACUGCUUCUACUCUCAGUUCUACAACACUCUUCCACCUCCUCAUCUCCCUUUUCAUCCUUCUCCUCCAUUACUUCCUCUUCCUCCUCCUGACCAAAGAUUCUUCAACUCAGUUUCCAAACCGCUCUCUCUUUCUCCUGUUGUGGAGAGAAACCAUCAUCAACAGAAGCAGAAUACGCAAUUUUCUGAACAAAAAGCCAACAGUAGAAACAUCAAAGUGAGUGGGUCCACAGAAACAGCACUAGUGGUUGCUAAAAGACCAGACUCUGGUGGUCAAGAUGGCUCUGUCAUCUACCUCCUCGCCAACCAUUUCCUUGUCAAGUUUGAUCCUUCACAGAAGAUUUACCAUUACAACGUUGACAUCUCCCCAAACCCUUCAAAAGAAAUCGCUCGGAUGAUCAAACAGAAGCUCGUGGAGACAGAAAGGGGUAGCUUCUCCGGUUCUGUUCCAGCUUUUGAUGGUAGGCAAAACAUUUACAGCCCUGUGGAGUUUCAAGAAGAUAAGCUUGAGUUCUUUGUUAACCUCCCUAUCCAAUCAUGCAAGAGUUUGAGGAAUUGCGGUGGUGACUUGCGUGAGAAGCAACCUCAGAAGAAGGUUGAUAAGCUGUUUAGGGUUAGCAUGAGGCUUGUGUCAAAGUUUGAUGGGAAGAAACAGAGAAAGGAAGGUGAAAGUUGGGCUCCUUUGCCUCAAGAAUACAUUCAUGCUCUUGAUGUGAUCUUGAGGGAGAAUCCAACAGAGAAAUGUACAUCUAUUGGAAGAUCUUUUUACUCUAGCUCCAUGGGUGGAUCCAAGGAGAUUGGAGGAGGAUCCGUUGGACUCAGAGGAUUUUUCCAGAGUCUUAGACAGACUCAGCAAGGUUUAGCCCUUAAUAUAGACCUCUCAAUAGCAGCAUUUCAUGAAAGCAUUGGAGUAAUAGCUUACUUGCAGAAGAGGCUAGAGUUUCUCAAGGAUCUCUCAAGGAACAAAGGUAGAGAACUGAGUUUGGAAGAAAGGAGAGAAGUGGAGAAAGCACUUAAGAACAUAAGAGUCUUUGUUUGCCAUAGAGAGACUGUUCAAAGGUACCGCGUUUACGGGUUAACAGAGGAGAUCACUGAAAGAUUAGGGUUUCCGGAUAGAGAUGGGAAGCAGUUAAGGGUUAUGAGUUACUUUCAAGAUCAUUAUAACUAUGAGAUUCAGUUCAAGAACUUGCCAUGUCUUCAGAUUAGUAGGACAAGACCUUGUUACCUUCCUAUGGAACUAUGUAUGAUAUGUGAAGGUCAAAAAUUUCUUGGGAAGCUUUCAGAUGAUCAAACUGCAAAGAUUAUGAAAAUGGGAUGUCAAAGACCAAAUGAAAGGAAAGAUACUAUUGAUAAUGUCAUGGCAGGACCAGUAGGUCCAUCCAGUGGGAACCAAACAAGAGAGUUCAACUUGGAAGUCUCUAGAGAUAUGACAUUGCUGAAAGGAAGAGUACUUCAACCUCCAAAGCUGAAACUUGACAGGCCAAGGAGUCUAAUAGAAAGCAGAUCUUUCAAAGGAACUCGAUGGGCUUUGAUGAGUAUUGGAGGCAGCUCUGAUCAGAAAUCUACCAUUCCCAAGUUCAUAAAUGAGCUAACUCAAAAAUGUGAGCAUUUGGGAGUCUUCUUAAGCAAGAACACAAUGAGCACAACCUUCUUUGAACCAUCAAACAUACUCAACAACAUUCCUCUUCUCGAGAUGAAGCUCAAGGAGAUUCAAAGAGCUGCAUCAAACAAUCUACAGCUGAUUAUCUGUGUAAUGGAGAGAAAACACAAAGGGUAUGGAGAUUUAAAGAGGAUAGCAGAGACGAGAAUUGGCGUUGUGACACAAUGCUGCUUAUACCCUAACAUCACUAAGCUAAACUCUCAGUUUGUUUCAAACUUGGCUCUCAAGAUAAACGCUAAGAUCGGUGGAGCCAUGACCGAGCUUUAUAACUCAAUACCUUCUCACAUCCCUAGAUUGUUUAGGCUUGAUGAGCCAGUGAUCUUCAUGGGAGCUGAUGUAACGCAUCCACAUCCGUUUGAUGAUUGCAGCCCUUCUGUAGCGGCUGUGGUUGGGAGCAUAAAUUGGCCAGAAGCUAACCGAUACGUCUCGAGAAUGCGGUCUCAGACACAUAGGCAAGAGAUCAUUCAAGAUCUUGACGUGAUGGUCAAGGAACUACUUGAAGAUUUCCACAAAGCCCUAAAGAAGCUUCCCAAUAGGAUCAUAUUUUUUAGAGACGGUGUGAGUGAGACACAGUUCAAGAAAGUCCUCCAAGAAGAGCUACAAGCCAUCAAAGCCGCUUGUUCUAACUUCCACGGUUACAAUCCGACAAUAACUUUCGCUGUGGUCCAGAAAAGACACCACACGAGGCUGUUCCGGUGUGAACCUGGCGGUCAUGAGAACAUCCCGCCAGGAACAGUGGUUGAUACUGUGAUAACACAUCCGAAAGAGUUUGAUUUCUAUCUUUGUAGCCACUUGGGAGUGAAGGGAACGAGCAGGCCAACGCAUUACCACAUCUUAUGGGACGAAAACGAGUUUACUUCAGAUGAGUUACAGAGACUUGUGUAUAACUUGUGUUACACUUUCGUGAGGUGCACGAAACCUGUUUCUAUCGUGCCACCGGCUUAUUAUGCUCACCUUGCUGCGUACAGAGGAAGGCUAUACAUCGAGAGAUCAUCUGAAACUAGUGGUGGGUCCAUGAAUCCAUCUUGUGUCUCUAGAGUGGGUCCUCCCAAGACGAUUCCAUUACCUAAACUUAGUGAUAAUGUUAAGAAUCUCAUGUUUUACUGUUGAGUUAUUAAAAAGUGGAUUUGGUUAUUUUGUCACAUGUUGUUAUUAUGAGUGCCAAUACCAUGCUACCGCCAAUUAUUGAACCUG